Rhagoletis zephyria (snowberry fruit fly) is the source of this 1868-nucleotide messenger RNA. RefSeq lists its product as uncharacterized. The record is from RefSeq and is a predicted model, not a curated record. NCBI's taxonomy places the organism in Eukaryota, Metazoa, Arthropoda, Insecta, Diptera, Tephritidae.
UUAAAAUUUUCUCCAUAAAAAAAUAUGAAAAAAUUAACUGCUUUUCCGUGGAUGUAUAGAUGGAUGAAUAGAUGUAAGGAUACAGCUAUAAGAGCCACCGCUCAGCACAGACUUUAUCGGCCGUCUAUUUAAAUAGUUGGGGCUCUCUUGAAAUAUGUACGUGAAGAUCUAUGGAGGUGCGCAUACUAUACCAACUUAAUCGCUCCGACUAAUUCGUUGUGUAGCAAUGGAAAGACUAGCAAGCCCAACUAAAUCGGCGGCCGAUAAAGUCCGUGGUGUGCGAUGGAUCUAAAACAUUUUAAACAAGAAAUAUUGUCGUCGCAUUUCCGUUUUCCCAUUUUUAUUCAUGCGACUAGCAGUGGCAAGUAUGUAUGUAUUAAAAACAUAUAUGUAUACAUAUUAAAAAUGAAGUGAUCAGUUACCAAAUAUAGAAAUACUUAUGUACAUAUUCUGUUAAAAAAUAUCUUCAAUAAUAAGCGAAAAUACCCAAGAUCUACAUCGUAGCAGUGGCUACAUUGCGUUUUUGUCACAGACACGGUUUAUGUCAAAAAAAUUUGAAGUGAAACUACCUUCUAAAAAUUAUGUGUCACAUGCGUGAAACUGGCUGUAAUAAUAGUUUUCAGAAUAUGCGUACGAAUUUGUGAAAGAAAUAGACGCUAAUAUUUUUAAAAGAGGGUAGUAAAUAUGUAAUAAGAAGACAGAAAAAUUUACCACAUAUUUUAUACAAUUUGCCUUUGUUUUGUUAAAAAGAACUUAUGCAUAUAAGAUACAUACAUACAUAGUUACAUGUGCAUCCAAUUUGUUACUUAUUAACGAACAAAGCGAUCAGGCUGAAGUAAUCUACGAAUACUUACUAAAAUCCGAUUAAAUUAUACGACAAAUUGUUUUAGUACAAUGUAAUAAAGAAUAUUAACGAAAACACUUUUAAGUUGUCAAAACUCAUCAAGAAUUAAAACUUAACAAAGUUAAAGUGUGAAUAAUAAAUCCAAAAAAAAACGCGAUUCAAAAAAAUGCGUUCCAAAAUCGCACCGUACCUUGUGGGAGCGCACCUCCUGCUGCUCGCGCUACUCACAUUGAGCGAAAACAGCGCGCAUGCGCUCAACACAGCCGAGGCAGCAGCAAAUCCGACUUGUUCACUGAAGGACAAUUGUAAUUUGAAUGACAACUUCCUGACAGACACUGGUGAGAUAAGUGACAAGGCGGCCAGCAAAUUGGAGAAUAAAAUUAAAUCCAUUUUCGAGGAUAAAGUAAAUUACAGCCUCAAAUUGUUCGCCGAUGAAGAUGUCAUAGAGUACAACGCAUUGGAAAGCAAUUUAUCAGAGCGCGCACGCAUGGCGGCGACAUCAGCGGCGAAUUUAACGCUACGCCAGUUCCAAGACGCUGCUGAUGUAGAAAAUGAUGAGCGAGUUUACUUGUACAACAUUGGCCGUCGGUUUAUAUCAAUUGCAGCGCCUUUUGAUGCGGCCCGUAAUCCCGAUGCGUCUCCAAAGUGUCGCACACAAAUGCGACAGUUUUUAAUGGGAUUGAAAAACUUUGACCUUUGGGCUUUGAAAAUGCACGACUCCACCGGCAAGAUCACUUCGGGGAUACUCAAUGGCAACAUAAAUCAGCUGGGUGAUUUCGACCAGUGUCUAGGCAUCAGCGCCACCACUGGUGAUGCAACAGCAGCUAACGGCGAUGACGGUGAAGAAAUCAAAGGACAAUAUUGCCUGGCCUAUGCGCAGCCAGUUUUGCCACAUAAAUCGAAGCGUUUGCGCACAUUCUUCAAACUAAUGCAAUCACAUGGACCAUUCAAGAGUGAAUUCAAUGAUGUAAGUGCAUUUCUCUCAAUUAGCAAUUCAAUUAUCAGAUAAUAUAGGUAAGAAAAA